Messenger RNA from Piliocolobus tephrosceles (Ugandan red Colobus), 3680 nucleotides. RefSeq names its product maestro heat like repeat family member 7 (gene MROH7). Gene Ontology annotation, cellular component: cytoplasm. The record is from RefSeq and is a predicted model, not a curated record. Bases 114 to 3680 code for a protein of 1188 amino acids. Lineage: Eukaryota; Metazoa; Chordata; Mammalia; Primates; Cercopithecidae. The transcript has 21 exons.
CCAGGGGCCCACUCCUGCUUAAAAACACCAUGCAUGCAGACUGCUUCUGGGAGCGUGACGGUUGGCUGCUGGAGAGAAAGGGGCACUGGCAUUGAGAGAUCUCCAGACUGGACAUGGCCCUGAGUCCAGGGGCUAACCUGGUCUUCCAUGAAGACCCAAAGAUGACACCAAGUCUCCCCUCCUGUGGGGCCCCAGGAUUAGGGUCUGGUACCAUCCCUCGGCCCCACCCAGACACGGCUCACGUGCCUAUGUUGAAUCUACUCCCAAGUCCUGGCUUGGCUCUCGUUCCAGAUCUUAAUCCUUCUCUGAGUCCCGUCUCAGGGGAGGCCUCGGGCCUGGUGCCUGAAAACACCCCCAGACCUGAUGACAGCAAGGCCAUAACUCCAGCCUCCCUCCAGAUCACCAGUUCUUGCUCUGGUGAAGCACUGGACCUGGAUUCCAUGGAUGUCUCAAGGCCUGAAUCACAGGGGCACCUCUGUCCAGCCUCAAACCCCAUUCUGAGUCCUAGCUCUGCUGAGGCCCCUAGUCUGAGCUCCGGGAACCACCCUCAGUCAAAUUCUGAAGAUGCCUUCAAGUGCCUCUCAAGUAAGAUUUUUGAGUUGGGUCAGAGAAACUCCAACCCUUCUAGGCAUGAAUUAAACCCAUUUAUAAGGCACCAUUCCAGAGAAGGCCUGGUUCUGGGCCACUGCGUCUCUAGGCCAAGCUCAAAAGCACUCCUUAUCCCAGCCUCCAACUCUUCUCUCGACCUUGACUCCAAUCCAUUGCUCAACAUGGGCUCAAGAAACACCUCCAAGCUGAACCUGAAUGUAGCUCCAGAUUCUUGUGGGACCCUAAUCCCAGACACAAACGAGACCAUCACUUUGGCUUCACAUAACAUCUCUGGGUCUGUUUCAAAAGGAGCCUUUAGUACCACCUGGAGCACAAGUUCCAAGGGAACCAUGAAUGUGGCUUCCACCAGCCACCCCAGAUCUGAUUUGAACAUGACCAUCACUCAAGCCUCAUAUGUGACCCUGAUUCCUGGCUCCAGUGAUGGUAUCAGCCUCCAUUCCAGCACCCAUGGGCCCAACUCCACCAUCUCUCCACCCUCAUGCAUGACUCUAAUCCUGGGUUCCAAUGAGACUCUGAGCCUGGACUCCAGCCUCGUGUUCAGUGACACCUCCACCUUGACACUGAGCAGUCAGCAGGAUGAUGCCGAGGACAACAGCAUCCACACUGUACCCCUGGAGGAGAAUCUGGAGAGUUGGAGUGAGGUGACCAGCAUUAAGGUGGGCCAGUUCCCGCUGGGACUCCCCACCUCCAACCCCGCAGGCAAGGACGCCAUGACCUUGCAAGGCAUCCCUGAGGGAGCCUUUGAUGAAGUGACCUCAUGCCUGGUGAAGGUGCCAGAGAAGACAGAAGGUGGCAAAAAUAUGGCUCUGGUUGAGAAUGUCACCACCCUUCAGAAGAGCCAGGAUCUGUUGGAGGCAGAAAGAGAAAAGAAGACCAUGAUGAAGAUGAUGAUGAGGCAGAUCCAGGAGGAGCCACUGGAUUCUCUCUCAAGCUCCGUCCGCAAGCAGACCAUGGAGAUCCUGACCCAGCUGAGCCACACCCAGCCCACCCUGGGCGUGCGGGAGAGGUCGGAGCUGGUGAACAUGUGUGUGCAGAGUGUGUUCUCCCUGCCCUCCGUGCAGGCCAUGCAGGAGAAGGAUGAGACCAAGGCUGAGACCAUCCAGACUCUUUACCAUCAGACCCUGGAGGCCCUGCAGACACUGCUCAAAGCCCUCUUUAUCGAGGACCCCACUCCUGCUGGACUGAAGAGCAUCUUGGAGGCCCUGGGGCCUUGGAUGAACUCUGGGAAGGCCCAUGAGCGAGCACGGGCUGUGAACAGCAAUGUCUCUGUGUUGAACCACGUGCUUCUGACUCUGCCUUUCUUUAUGCCCUUGGGGUUCCCGGCGCUGGGGCUUCUGCUGGGGAGACUCAUCCUUCGCAUUGGGGAUCCUGAUGAGGAGAUUGGCCGGGAGGCUCUGGACGGCAUCAUCAUCCUCUACACUAUCCUGGAGCUCCAAAAACGGGACCUUGGUAUGUGGUUUAAACUCUUCUGGCUCUGGAGCAAUGGAGCAGAGAUGUGGAGGCAGCUGAUACUGCGCAAGCCCAGCUGUGAUGUCCGAGACCUCCUGGAUCUGCUCCUGGGCAGCCUGAAGGAGAAGCCUGUCACCAAGGAGGGCCGGGCUUCCAUCACACCCCUGGCGGCAGCCAGCGGCCUGUGCGAGCUCCUGUCUGUCAAUAGCUGCAUGGGCCGUGUGAGGCGCAUCUACCCCCAGCUGCUCCUAGCCCUGCUUAUUCAGGUCCAUUACCACAUUGGCCUCAACCUGCCUGGCUACGUGGCUUCUCCCAAGGACACCAAGAAGGGCGCACAGCCCUCUGCCUUCGUACCUGUGCGCUGGGUGGUGAAAGUGGUGAAAACCCUGCUGCUGAGGAUGGGCUGCUCUUACGAGACCACCUUUCUGGAGGACCAGGGUGGCUGGGAGCUCAUGGAGCAGGCGGAGAGCCACCACCGCGGAGUGGCCCUGCUGGCAAGGGCCAUGGUGCACUACUCCUGCCAGGAGCUGUGUCGCAUCCUCUACCUGCUCAUCCCGCUCCUGGAGCGAGGCGACGAGAAGCACAAGAUCACAGCCACCGCCUUCUUCGUGGAGCUCCUCCAGAUGGAGCAGGUGCGCCGGAUCCCUGAGGAAUACUCUCUGGGGCGGAUGGCAGAAGGCCUGAGCCACCAUGACCCCAUCAUGAAGGUGCUGUCCAUUCGAGGCCUGGUCAUCCUGGCCCGCAGGACUGACAAGACCGCCAAAGUGCAGGCCCUCUUGCCCUCCAUGGUGAAGGGCCUGAAGAAUGUGGAUGGGAUGCUGGUGAUGGAAGCGGUCCACAACCUUAAGGCCGUCUUCAAGGGGCGGGACCGGAAGCUGAUGGACAGUGCGGUCUAUGUGGAGAUGCUGCAGAUCCUGCUACCGCACUUCAGCGAUUCACGAGAGGAUGUGCGCUCCUCCUGCAUCAACCUGUAUGGGAAGGUGGUCCAGAAGCUUCGGGCACCACGCACCCAGGCCAUGGAGGAGCAGCUGGUCAGCACCUUGGUGCCCCUACUGCUGACCAUGCAGGAGGGCAACGCCAAGGUGAGCCAGAAAUGUGUGAAGACCCUGUUACGCUGUUCUUAUUUCAUGGCUUGGGAGUUGCCAAAAAGAGCUUAUAGCCGGAAGCCCUGGGACAACCAGCAGCAGACAGUGGCCAAAAUUUGCAAGUGCCUUGUGAACACCCACCAAGACAGUGCCUUCAUAUUCCUCAGCCAGAGCCUGGAAUAUGCCAAGAACUCACGGGCCUCCCUCCGGAAGUGCUCAGUCAUGUUCAUAGGGUCCCUGGUCCCCUGCAUGGAGAGCAUAAUGACAGAAGAUCGUCUGAAUGAAGUGAAAGCUGCUCUGGAAAACUUGAGACAUGACCCAGAAGCAUUAGUGUGCAUCUACGCGGCCCAGGUCCAGGACCACAUCCUGGCCAGCUGCUGGCAGAACUCCUGGCUGCCACACGGGGACUCGUGGGUGUGUUACCCGGCCAGCACGCACCACUGGAGCCCCAGCUGUGAGAACCUGCCCACUUCCCACCAGCGGCGCUCCUGGAUCAUGCAGGCACUGGGCUCCUGGAAGAUGUCCUUGAAGCAGUGA